AUGGGCGAAGAAGGGGCAGCUGCUCCGUUGCUGGAUGGGAAGCUUAACGCGAGGAGAAGCGAAAAUGGCGACGGAGAGGCGGCAGCAGCAGCAGGGAGAAGGAGGUGGUGGCGGUGCCUGUGGGACGCGGAGGAGGCUGCGGGGCAGGUUGCCUUCGCGGCGCCCAUGGUGGCCACCAGCAUGGCCUUCUACGCCAUCCCGCUCGUCUCCGUCAUGUACGCCGGCCGCAUCGGCGACCUCGAGCUCGCCGGCGCCACGCUCGGCAACUCGUGGGCCACCGUCACAGGCAUCGCGCUCAUGACUGGGUUAAGCGGGUCUCUGGAGACGCUUUGCGGCCAAGGCUAUGGCGCAAAGGUGUACCGCAUGCUCGGCGUGUACCUCCAGGCAUCCAUCAUCACCUCGGCUCUCUUUUCAGUCCUCGUUUCGCUCCUGUGGCUCUACACCGAGCCACUCCUCAUUUUCCUGCACCAAGACCCCGAGGUCUCAAGAAUGGCAGCGGUGUUCCUGCGAUACACAAUCCCGGCACAGUUUGCCUUUGGCUUCAUCCAGUGUAUCCUCAGGUUCCUGCAGACACAGUCCGUGGUGAUGCCACUGGUGGCGUUCUCGCUCCUGCCACUGGUGUUCCAUGUCGGGAUUACCCAUGCCUCCGUGCACUACCUGGGGCUUGGCUUCGCAGGCCCAGCCAUGUCAACUUCGCUGUCUCUGUGGCUAUCUUUCAUUAUGCUCGCAUCCUAUGUGAUGUUGUCGACGAGAUUCAAGCAGACCUGGGCGGGAUUUUCAACAGAAGCGUUUCAGUACGUGCUGCCCGGCCUCAAGUUAGCUGUUCCCUCUGCAAUGAUGGUGUGCUUUGAAUACUGGGCGUUUGAGAUAUUGGUGUUGCUUGCUGGGCUGAUGCCAGAUUCUCAAAUGAGCACUUCUAUUAUUGCGAUGUGUGUGAUGCAACCUGACAGUGCAAACACGGAAUCAAUUUCAUACAUGAUCACCUACGGGUUCGCUGCUGCCAUCAGCACAAGGGUAUCGAAUGAGCUGGGAGCAGGUAACAUUGACAAGGCAAAGAAGGCACUCAAGGUGACGCUCGCGCUCUCCCUACUCCUGGGAGUGACAUUUCUUCUGCUCCUAGGUCUUGGCCAUAAUUUGUGGGCUGGGCUGUUCAGCAAGAGUGAGGCAGUGAUAAGUGCAUUUGCUUCGAUGACUCCAUUUCUCAUUGGGUCAGUGGUGCUGGACUCCACUCAGGGAGUCCUGUCAGGGGUUUCAAGAGGCUGUGGUUGGCAGCACCUGGUAGCAUGGACCAACUUGGUGGCCUUCUACAUAAUAGGCUUGCCAUUGUCUCUCCUACUUGGAUUCAAGCUUGGCUUUCAUACUAAGGGAUUAUGGAUGGGUCAGAUAUGCGGUCUCCUUUGCCAGAACGCUGUUCUCCUGUUCAUCACGCUCCGAACAAAGUGGGAAAGAUUGGAACUGGCGACAAACAGCAAAGAGGGUGACCUUAUCUGUUGA
This is a messenger RNA of Triticum turgidum subsp. durum (durum wheat), 1494 nucleotides long. Lineage: Eukaryota; Viridiplantae; Streptophyta; Magnoliopsida; Poales; Poaceae. The record is from the annotation of a GenBank genome assembly.